AAUGUAAAUGAAAAUCUUUUAUCGGGAUCGCAUAAAUAUAUUUUAGUUUUAUUUAUAUUUAUUUAAUUUUUAUAACUGUAGUAAAGGCAAAAAUUCUAGUGUUUGUUGGACACAUAGAAAAUCCAUAGUUGCAAUUAUCUAAUUCCAGGAUGGAAAACGAUGUGGUCGCUCACGUAUCAGGUAGCAGUGAUCUGGGAUGGAGGCGGAACUGUGGCUGUCUCAAGACCAGCGACAAGCUGAAGAAUAUGCUGGCCAGGUUCCCAGUGCCACCACCACCCACGCCUGUACCGGAUAUCAGUAAACCAACUUCGUUGAACAACACAUGCUGCAUAUCUGCGUAUUGUACACGAGUUCAUCAUCCGCUGUUUCGCCAAACAGCGUAUGAAGAUAAUCAGACAAAUAAAACGAAGCAAAUCGAAAGACAACCUACAGAGAGAAGGGACCGCAGGACCUGGCGAGUUAUAGGUGAGUUGGUGCAGUUGUUACAGCUGUCGGUAACAGCGACAGCGCUGGCCUUCUACUACGUCAUCUACUGCUACAUGCAGCUGGUGUACUACACGCUCUGGAGCGCUAUCUACUUCCACAACGCUGACGGACCUAUGAAGAUUACAAUUGGCAUCGUGACAAUAACUUCGUUGAUAAUUGGGUUCAAUUUAAUUGUGAAAUUUGAAAGAUACAUAGGCUUGUUUCAAUAAGUUAAAAAUUCAUUGUUUUUGGGUUUGAAAUAUGUCCUUCACUGAUCUGUUUUAAGAUCAAAUACUGUGAAAUAGAAUUAAAUUGAUUUCUACAUAUAGAA
Molecule: messenger RNA, 796 nt
Organism: Leptidea sinapis
Lineage: Eukaryota; Metazoa; Arthropoda; Insecta; Lepidoptera; Pieridae
Exons: 5
Coding region: 150-695 (181 amino acids)
Source: RefSeq, a predicted model, not a curated record